UCUUGCCCACCCCAAAAAGCUUUCACCGAGCACUAAAUCAAAAGCGAAACGAAAAGCUCACACAGAUCAGUCAUGAGUGCUGUGCUUCUGAGAACCGGUUCGGUCCCAGUUCAGUCCCACCCGGCAGUUCCUGGUUCGCCUCGAGUCUCUCUCUCCCGGCAUGACUCCGUCUCCGGCGUCUACUCCGGCGAGAGGAGCUCCCUCGGUUCCCCAAGGAUCUCCCUGCAUUUAGACACCAAUCGCUGGAGAGCCUCUUCUUCAGGGAAUCCGAUCCGGAGAGUGUUAUCGGAAAGCGACUUGAUCGGGGGCUCCAAACUGAGCGGAGCUGGAUCCCAGUCCUUUCCGGCGAGAAUACCGGAAGAGGAGUGCGUCUCGGAAAGAGAAGACGACGGAUUUAUAUCGUUAUCAAAAGGUCCAGGAAUAUGGCCGGAGAGCGGGAUUCCAGUGGAGGACCUGGGAUUCUCCGACGGAGGAAGAAAACCAGGUGAUGACGGCGAUCACGGAACCGGAAACGGUGAGGAUCGGAGCAAGAUUGGCGCGUACUAUCAAGAAAUGCUCAAAUCAAACCCUGGCGAUUCGCUCUUGCUUGGAAACUACGGCAAAUUCUUGCACGAGGUGGAGAAGGAUACAGUGAGAGCGGAAGAGUAUUAUGGAAGAGCGAUAUUAGCGAGUCCGGGAGACGGAGAAUUGUUGUCUUUGUACGGAAAGCUAAUAUGGGAUUCGCAUAGAGACGGAGAGAGAGCCAAGUCUUACUUCGAUCAGGCCGUUUACGCCUCCCCUGAUGACAGCAAGGUGUUGGGGGCCUAUGCAAACUUUAUGUGGGAAGUGGAAGAAGACGACGACGACGACGACGACAAUGAAGAGAUCAAAGGUAUGGCCGGAAAGUCACCGGCUUUAGUUGCGGCUUUUUAGGAGGAAAGUACUUUGGCGAAGAGGAAUGCUAGAGAUUUAAAUGUUUUUUUUAAGAAUUUGGUUCUAAUAUGACGUGAGGUUAUAACCAAAUUUUGGAAAAAAAAUAUUAGAAUGUCUAGCAUUUUUCUUUGGAGAAAGCACUUUUGAAGAUGUUCAUUUUGUGUAAUAAUAUGCUACAACUACUAACCUGAAUAACGUUAAAAAAAAAAUAAAAAAAAUUAAGGAGCUUGAAUAAAUUGUGUGGAAUAUGAGGUAUGUUCCCAGCUGGCUGCUACUACGGGGAAGGGCUCUAGCUUCCAGAAGAUAAGAGAGGGUUGUUUUUGUUUGGUAUUGUAGGGUGUAAUCGUUUUAGAUGAGAUCUAACUUGAUACUUUAUAUUAUCUUCUGGGAAUGUAUAUAAAUGUGUAUGCAUUAUAUAUCU
Molecule: messenger RNA, 1333 nt
Organism: Alnus glutinosa
Lineage: Eukaryota; Viridiplantae; Streptophyta; Magnoliopsida; Fagales; Betulaceae
Exons: 3
Coding region: 73-912 (279 amino acids)
Molecular function (GO): protein binding
Source: RefSeq, a predicted model, not a curated record